Messenger RNA from Mesorhabditis spiculigera, 241 nucleotides. NCBI's taxonomy places the organism in Eukaryota, Metazoa, Nematoda, Chromadorea, Rhabditida, Rhabditidae. The record is from the annotation of a GenBank genome assembly.
AGAGCCGUCAUUUAAUGACGAGACAACCAGCACCACUUCAGAACAAUCUGGCAUUACGCCGACGAAGAAGCAAGCGCUAGACUAUGCUGAGCGUCGACGGCGAAAUAACGAUUCGGCUAGACGAUCGAGAGAGGUGCGCCGGCAACGCGAAAUGGAAAAUCGGCAUAAAAGCGAGAAGUUGGCCCGGGAGAACGAGGAGCUGCGCAAGAGGUGCAACGAUUACGCGCCGAGGUUGCGCAGG